Molecule: messenger RNA, 2717 nt
Organism: Ylistrum balloti
Lineage: Eukaryota; Metazoa; Mollusca; Bivalvia; Pectinida; Pectinidae
Exons: 8
Coding region: 136-2523 (795 amino acids)
Biological process (GO): regulation of DNA-templated transcription
Molecular function (GO): DNA-binding transcription factor activity; sequence-specific DNA binding; zinc ion binding
Source: RefSeq, a predicted model, not a curated record
UGUUACCGGCGAAGUAGUUGGUUUUGGAUUAAGUCAUCUUUACUGUCUUCUGGAAAGUAAACUUGCCCCACCUGAAUUCGACAUAAAAGUUGCCUCUGGGAUACUAUCAACGGAAGAAUCUAAAAACACACAACGAUGCCAGCAGGAGCAGUGCCUUUUCCCUUUGGAGAUUGUCGGGUGUGUAAUGAUCAUGCUACAGGUGUCCAUUAUGGAGUUGCGUCGUGUGAAGGAUGCAAGGGAUUCUUCAAGAGGAGCAUAACAAGAGAAGAAAAGUACAAAUGUUUCUUUGGAGGCUCAUGUGCAUUAACACCACAAAACAGAAGCCGGUGUAAAGCAUGUCGCUUUCAAAUGUGCUUGAAACAAGGCAUGGCAGUGGAUGCCGUGAAAAUGGGUAGAAUUCCAAAGUUGGAAAAAGAAAAAGCCCUGAGAGAUUUCAAUAUGAACCAAUCUUUGGCCAAUGUGUCUGAUGUUUUCAGCUCAUCGCAAACAACAUUUCAUUCUACCACCUCAUCAACUUCACAGCAGAAUUUCUCGACAGUUUCGCCACAACCAACACAAAAAAUGAUUUCUGGAGCUCAUUCUUUACCAUUUCAACAAAAGUUCUCCACAACUCUUUCACCACCAACAGAACAAAAACAAAAUUUCUCUGCUACUCUUUCAUUACAACCACCACAAAAUCAACAAAAAAGCUUCUCUUCAACUGUUUCAUUACCACCACAACAGAUUUGUUCCUUGGCUCCUUCAAAUACUGUACAUUCAAAUUUAUUGUGCUCUUGUUCCUCAUCUUCACAAGAGAAAAUUGCCUCCACUACAUUGUUUGAUCGUCAGUCAAAUCUGGAAUCAACAACUGAUGUUGAUAAGACUCCUGAUGAAGACAAAACAAUGCACCCCAAAUAUUUUCUUGAGCUUGAUAAACAUCCCACUGCAGAAAAAAACUAUUUUCUUGAGCUUGAUAAACAUCACACAGCAGAUAAGAACUACUUUCCUGAGCCUGAUAAACGUCCCACAGCUGACAAGAACUAUUUUCCUGAGUUUGAUAAGGAUCAUUCAGCAGUAUGGAGGACAAAUCGUGUUUACCAUGAUCAGAGAGACGAUGAUGAAAAGCCGUUAUCUACAGAAACCAGAAAUAGCUCACAGAAGGCACAAUAUCACCAAACUGAAGAUCGACUCUUCAAUAGCGACUUUGAUAUACUGAAAGGGAAGCAUUACCCAAGCUUUGGCGAACAAUACAACUGGGACCCCCCGACAGCAGCGAAAACAACAAAGAUGCCAGAUUCAAUGGAGAAUUUUCCUUCUCUUGUUAAUGAGGCUGUAUAUGUUAUGAACCAGACGUCACUUGACGAAACACCCUUCCGUCAGCAGCAAGAAUAUUCGUCAGCUAUAUCACAGUCUCAGCACACAGGAAGAACGAUGGAACCUGGAUUGGUACCCAUGCAGCACACUGAAAGACAGGAAUCAGCAAGCAAGUACAAUAACGGUGACAGAGAGCAGCAAGAACAAGACUUUCAACAAGGAGUUCAUUAUGGUGAGAAAGUUUUGCAAGAGGAUGUCAAAGACAAUAAUAAACCUAGUAGUUCUAAUCAAAUGUACUGGAGAGGAAAUUCAAAUGGUUUCGAUCUUGUUGGAAACGACAAUCGAUGUGCUACCCAAACUGCAGUCCCGCAUGAAAAUGGUUCAAAACGAAAUGAUGAGUCUGGUACUGAAGAAAAUGAUAAAGUGGACAAGAUGGUACCUGGUAUGGAGAUCGACAUAAAUGAGAGGAGGCUGGCGAGACCUGGUAACACUGCCAGUGUGGGGAUAAUGGUUAUGGAUUCUGAAAGGUUGGGGCUUGUUGAAAGCACAAUCGAAAGGAUGAAACCGAUAGUCGAUACCUUCUACAUAUCAUUGAAGGAAAAGAGAGCAACCAUUCAAGACUAUUUUGAUAAAAAGGUGACAAUGCAGUUCACAAACACAGAUAAUAUCAGAGAAGUGUGGAAGUUGCUUAUGAUCUCUCUUGCAAAAGUAAAUGAAAGAAAUAUCGCGUUUUGUUCUGGUGUGCCUGGGUUCACCAAUCUUGCGUCCAGUGAUAGGCAGAAGCUAACGUUACGUGCUUAUCUGGACAUCUGGAUGAUAUCUUGUAGUGAAUUCUUCAUUGACGAGGAGAGUUACAUUAUCCUCAAAGAGGGGUUUUUCUACAGUAGGUUGACGAUGACUGAAUUAAUGAAUGCCAGUAUAGUAAACAAAAUGUUUCUAUUCACAAAAAAGCUCAACAAACUGGAUUUAUCAGACUUUGAACUGGGAGUUUUGUGUGCUGUUCAGUUACUGACAGCAGAUGAAAUGGAGCUUGAAAACCGGGAGGCGGUCGAGGAGCUGCACUCUCAUUAUCUAGAUGUCUUUAUCCACACGGUGUCCCGGAACCACCCAGCAACAAGCAGUCGUCUACUAGUGGAAGUGUUUCGGCUUAUUCCACUCCUUUAUGAUAUCAACAAAGUCAACUCGGAGUUGAUGGCAAGAUCUAAUAUGAAUGGUCCUGAUUUGAAGUAGACCUUUAGUUUAUCUUAUAGUAUCCAUCAACAGGGAAGAUUUUAGGAUAUUUUUGUGAAGGUUAACAAGAGACUUCAGGUGGGUUUUUUUUUUUUUGGUUUUUUUUUUAUCAAAAUAAGUCCUCAGGAACAACGAAUUAGAUCUAGACUAAAUUACAUGUAGAAUAAAUCAGUAGUCUUUAAAGUCUCCAUGUC